Cottoperca gobio is the source of this 1161-nucleotide messenger RNA. It is a transcript of the gene endou, whose product is annotated as endonuclease, polyU-specific. The record is from RefSeq and is a predicted model, not a curated record. Bases 1 to 1161 code for a protein of 386 amino acids. Gene Ontology annotation, molecular function: RNA endonuclease activity; scavenger receptor activity; polysaccharide binding. Lineage: Eukaryota; Metazoa; Chordata; Actinopteri; Perciformes; Bovichtidae. Gene Ontology annotation, biological process: immune response. The transcript is spliced from 9 exons.
AUGAAGGUCUUUGCUCUCCUGGCACUUUGGGCGACCCUGUUCCACCAAGGAUACAGCAACUCCCUGGACUCGUGUCGGGGUCGGUGUGGUUAUGGAACAGACAAUAGUUUCUCUUGUCAGUGUAACACGUCCUGUGAGCGCUUCAGAGACUGUUGUUCGGACUACACCGACGUAUGUAAAGCUGGAGCCACAUCUUGUAAAGGCAGAUGUGGAGAGAAAUACAACUCUCAGAACGAGUGCCACUGCAACUCCAAGUGCGGCCAGCACAACAACUGCUGCAGCGACUACCCAGACCUUUGUGACAGUGGAGGUGGAGGUGGAGGGGAUGUGAUCACUGAUGCUGAGAUCAUGGCCAUCUCUGAGACGCUUUAUGUUCUGGAUUCAAACAAGGCUUCAGCCUCAGAGUUGAUCAUUGACCCUCAGGCUCUGGUGCCCGACUCUCAGACGAGCUCCAAGAACGAUCUCUCCUCUGGACACUUGUUCCAAUACCUGGACGAGGAGGCUCUGUUCUCCAGACCCACCUACGCUGCUCUCCUGGCUGUGCUGGACAACUACGACAGGAUGACCGGACAGGCAGAAGACUUCAGUGCUCAGCAGCUGGUUGAGCAGGAGGCCUUCGUCAAGGAGACAAUGUCCAACACUGAGCUGGGCAGAGAGCUGUUUGCUUUCCUCUACACCAAGGGCAUCUAUGCAUCAGAGCAAGCGUUCAUUCAGGACCUGACGAUGAUGUGGUUUGGUCUGUACUCCCGCAACAACAACAAGAUGGACUCCAGCGGCUUUGAACACAUCUUUGCGGGAGAGGUCAAGGGAGGAAAGGUGUCUGGUUUCCACAACUGGAUCCAGUUUUAUCUUCUUGAGAAAAAAGGAAAGCUGAACUACUACAGCCACAGCUUCAAUGGGCCUUGGACUACCUACCCUGAUGUCAUGGGGAUGCAGUUCAUGUGGGACGGCUACUUCAAGCAGGUCGGUUCUGCAGUCAUUGGCUGCAGCCCUGAAUUUGACUUUGCCCUAUACAGCCUCUGCUACAUCACUCGCCCUGGGAAGCAGUGUCGUCUGAGCCUGGGAGGGAGGGAGCUCAUUAUCCAAACUUACACCUGGGAAAACUCUUUCUAUGGUGAUGGAAAGAAGUACAUCGGAUCUGCCUUUCCUGCAACCCCCUGA